AGACGACCAGCAGAACAAAGGAAAAAAAAAAGGCAGAGAGGGCCCUCUGCUCCUCCCAUCCUCCGUCAAAGCCGCAAGAAGCAGAGGAGGGCAAGGCGGCGGAGCAGAGCAGAGCAGAGGAAGAUGGCGCCACCGCGCCCGCGCCCGCAGCCGGCGCUGCUCCUGCUGCUCCUCGUCUCCCUGCUGGCCGCCUCCGCGCCCCGCCGCGCCGACGCCUGGGGCAAGGAGGGCCACAUCAUGGUCUGCAAGGUCGCCGAGAGGUACCUGUCGGAGGACGCGGCGGCGGCGGUGCAGGAGCUGCUGCCGGAGUCGGCCGGCGGGGAGCUGUCGACGGUGUGCCCGUGGGCGGACACGAUGCGGUUCCGGUACCACUGGGCCAGCCCGCUCCACUACGCCAACACCCCCAACGUCUGCAACUUCGACUUCUCACGGGACUGCCACAACUCCCGCGGGGAGCAGGGGAUGUGCGUCGUCGGGGCCAUCAACAACUACACGGACCAGCUCUACACCUACGGGGACUCAUCAUCAAAGAGCUCAUACAACCUGACGGAGAGCCUCAUGUUCCUGGCGCACUUCGUGGGGGACGUGCACCAGCCGCUGCACGUCGGCUACGAGGAGGACGAGGGCGGCAACACCAUCACGGUGCACUGGUACCGCAGGAAGGCCAACCUCCACCACGUGUGGGAUGUCAGCAUCAUCGACACGGUCAUGAAGGACUUCUACAACAAGAGCCUCGACACCAUGGUCGACGCCCUCCAGACCAACCUCACCGAAGGUUGGUCCGACGAUGUCGGUCGCUGGGAGAGCUGCGCCAACAAGAAGGCGACCUGCGCAAACGACUACGCGAUCGAGAGCAUAAACCUGGCGUGCAACUACGCAUACAAAGAUGUGGUGCAGAACAUUACUCUGGGAGAUGAUUAUUACCUCACCCGGUACCCGGUUGUGGAGAAGAGACUGGCACAGGCCGGCGUCAGACUCGCCUUGAUACUCAACAGGAUAUUUGACAAGAAGAAAGCAGAUGCUAUGCCGUUGUACAUACAGUAAAAUAGCUAUACUUGUACAAACAUAGAUAUACUGAUGACUGGAAGGUAUUAUUGUAGCUACCGCACCACGCCAGUUUGAUCAAUUGCCGCUUCAAUAGGUGAUAUGUAAUAAGAAUCAAACAACCUUGGCACACCAUUCAGAAAUUCAACUGUUGUAAAGUUCCAUAAUAUACUACUCCCUCCGUUUCACAAUGUAGUGCGUAUUAAGACUUCUUGAAAUGACAAAUUUUACACACUUUGACCAA
Molecule: messenger RNA, 1288 nt
Organism: Hordeum vulgare subsp. vulgare (domesticated barley)
Lineage: Eukaryota; Viridiplantae; Streptophyta; Magnoliopsida; Poales; Poaceae
Product: endonuclease 2-like
Exons: 8
Coding region: 124-1044 (306 amino acids)
Biological process (GO): DNA catabolic process
Molecular function (GO): endonuclease activity; nucleic acid binding
Source: RefSeq, a predicted model, not a curated record